AUGUCGGUCUUGAAGGAAAUUGCGGAGGCGGGUGGCGAUCAGUUGGAAGAAUUGAGGUUGGUCAAGUAUGCCAUUGUUGUGGCCGCUACAUGGACUUGGGCAGAGAUAUGCGUGAAAAUGGAGGAAGAGAUCACCUACAUUUGGCCUUCCCGCAUAAGUUUCAUGAAGGUCCUUUACUUUUAUAAUCGUUACUCGCCUGUAGUGGACACGACAUUUGCGCUCGCGAGUUCUCUGAGCAACGUUGGCAAUCACAGGCUGUGUACAGCCGAGUUUACAGUCUUGGCAUUCUUUUACGCCACCGGGACAUUUGCCUCGGAAUUCAUCCUGAUAGCACGGACUCUCGCUCUCUACAACUUCCAUCCCUUCAUGAUUGCUCUCGCAUGCGCUCUUGUUCUCCUCACGGUCGUCCCAACUACUAUAGAGUCCAUUCGAUUUCUCUUCCCUCUCGCAUAUCCUGGUGACGACAUCAUCAAAAUUACCGGAUGCGUACCAAGCGUGGACGAUAUCGGCUCGGCCUGGAUAUUCUACAUCUGCCUCUUCAUUUCCGAAACAAUCAUCGUCUUGUUGACAUUCUUUCGACAGUGGCAGACCGGCACGGAGAGAGAGGGGCUGCUCCGACGGCUAUUCCGCUGGGGUGGACCGGACACACAAACAGACUCCACCCUGUCUAUGCCGCGGUCACACCGGUCUCCGCUCGUCAAGACCAUGUAUCGGAACAGCUCUAUAUACUACGUCAUCAUGCUAACCCUCUCUAUCAUCAAUCUGGUGGCGACGAACAAGGCUGGCCCCGCCCUCCGCCCUGUCAUCCAGAUGCCGUUCCGCGCAGUGCACUCCGCGCUGUGCACGCGCGUCCUCCUCAACCUCCGCCAGGUCGCCGCCCAAGGCGCCUCGCGCACGAUGCCAGACUUUACAGUCGCGACCCUCAGCGGCCUCUCGUUCCGCGAUCCCAACGCGGACGGGCGCACACGUCUUGAGGGACUUGAGGAGCACACGCACCGGGGUGGGAGCGACGACGCCGUCCACGUCGAGCUCGAGCUCGAGGCUCUCUCGAGUCGUGGGCGCUCCACAGAUCUGUCGCAGGACAUGUACAUGGGGUAG
Epithele typhae is the source of this 1098-nucleotide messenger RNA. RefSeq lists its product as uncharacterized. Bases 1 to 1098 code for a protein of 365 amino acids. NCBI's taxonomy places the organism in Eukaryota, Fungi, Basidiomycota, Agaricomycetes, Polyporales, Epitheliaceae. The transcript is spliced from 15 exons. The record is from RefSeq and is a predicted model, not a curated record.